GUGACGUCAUCACUUUUGGGGCCAACAAAAUCAAUGACAUCACCGCCUUUGGUGGAGACAAUGACGUCAACACGCACGAUGAGGUCAGCAGGAAACCCAACGUCGGUCGGCCCGACGAGGUCAAAAAGCUCCCUGAAGUCGGUCCGCCCACCGUGGUCAUUCAGCCCACCGUGACCAGUAAGCCCACUGUGCUUUCUGAGACCACUGUGGUCAGUGGGCAGAAUGGCGUCGUCGCUUCGGGUACAACGGGUGGAGUCAAAGCGCCCAGCAAAGCCCGUCUCGUGGUGCCGUCCAGAGACAGUAUGAUCCACAUUGUGAAGAACGAAUCAAGCGCAAGUACGUACAUGUUGUGGGGGAAGAAAACAAAAUAUGGGGAUGGCUAUCUCACUGACAGGACUGCACAUUUGUAUAGGCCUAUUUGGUUUGUUUGGUUGGGUGGGGGAUGGGAGAGGAGGAGGGAGUGAUAUGGGAUGGAUUGGGCAGGGAUGGAGGAAAGAUGGAGGAGGGAUGAGGGAGGUAUGGGGGAGGGAUGGAGAAGGGAUGGAGAAGGGAUGGAGAAGGGAUGGAGAAGGGAUGAGGGAGGGAUGGGGGAGGGAUGGAGGGAGGAGAGAUGGAGGAGAGAUGGAGGAGAGAUGAAGAAGGGAUGAGGGAAGGAUGGGGAGGGAGGAGGGAGGGAUAAGAGAGGAAUGAGGGAGGGAUGUGGAAGGGAUGAGAGAGGGAUGUGGAAGGUAUGAGAGAGGGGUGAGAGAGGGAUGAGUGGGGAUGUGAGAGGGAUAGUGGAGGCAUAGUGAGAAGAAAAUCCCCGGGGGUGGGGGGAGGGUAUAUCCAGUCUUUAGUCUCCCACUCUCUUUCACAACUAAUGAUACUUCUGAGAGUAAAACAAAAUCUAUAGUGAUGACUAGAUAAACUCAAUGUUGUAGUCUCUACCUUAAAUAAUGUAUUAAAAUGGACCACUCUCUUUCCAAAAAAAACACAGACCUUAAGUGCCACAACACGGACCCCGCCGAAGAGGCCCGCUGGAAGGCCGUGGGUCCCAAGAAGAAACUCCUACUCUUCAGACAGUUCCCGAAAUACUACGAGAUGACGUCACAGAGGUACCAGAAGAUGCUGGACGAGUGCGCCUACAAAUGCGACGUCACCGAGGACGAGCGGAGAUUCGGCGAGGCCGACCUGGUCGUCUUCUACUCCCACUACAAGUACGCCAACGACCUCAAGGUCGUGCCGGAGAAACGACCCGGCCAGAAGUGGGCGUUCUACGCCGCGGAACCGCCCCCUCUGUCCGACAACGAGGCCUUCGGGGCGGGGCACUGGAACGACAAGUUCGACUGGACGGUCACGUACCGGUACGAUUCUGAUUUCUGGCAAGGGUAUUUGAAGGUGAGGCCCAAGGAGAACGAAACGACGGAGGAGAAGAAGCUACAGGACGUUCAGAGGUGGAAGGAGAAGUUCGCCAACAAGACCAAGAUGGUGGCGUGGUUCGUGAGCCACUGCAACAUCCAGAGCCGCAGGGAAGAGUACGCCGCCGAGCUGUCCAAAUACAUCCAGGUGGACGUCUACGGGAAAUGCGGGAAGCUCAAAUGCGAAGACAGGGGGAAAUGCGCGCGCAUGCUGGACACGGACUACAAGUUUUAUUUGUCGUUUGAGAACUCCUUCUGCGUCGAUUACGUCACGGAGAAGUUGCGCGGGAUUUUGGAGAUGAACACUUUGAUACCUGUGGUCAGGAGUGGCACGGAUUACAAGAAAUAUUUCCCACCCCAUUCGGUCAUAGACACGAAAGAUUUCUCGUCACCGGAAAACCUGGCCAAGUAUUUGAUCCAGCUGGCCAACAACGAGGUAGGUUGA
Messenger RNA from Lymnaea stagnalis (great pond snail), 1842 nucleotides. The record is from the annotation of a GenBank genome assembly. NCBI's taxonomy places the organism in Eukaryota, Metazoa, Mollusca, Gastropoda, Lymnaeidae.